This is a messenger RNA of Girardinichthys multiradiatus, 3183 nucleotides long. RefSeq names its product ectodysplasin A (gene eda). Gene Ontology annotation, molecular function: death receptor agonist activity; tumor necrosis factor receptor binding; death receptor binding. The record is from RefSeq and is a predicted model, not a curated record. Gene Ontology annotation, cellular component: membrane. Gene Ontology annotation, biological process: animal organ development; immune response. The transcript is spliced from 8 exons. Bases 187 to 1299 code for a protein of 370 amino acids. NCBI's taxonomy places the organism in Eukaryota, Metazoa, Chordata, Actinopteri, Cyprinodontiformes, Goodeidae.
AGACCAAUCACAGCCGAGGUGGGCGGGAUAUCCAUUGUUACUACAGGUCCUGGAAGAAGUUUGCAGCCGACCUGCAGCUGCUGCACCUAUGAGCCUCCACGUAAAUGAAUAGUCCCGGCUCGACGCGCCACAAGACGAGCUGAUUAUGCCGAGAUAAGGAGCAUAUGACCCGCACUCCCUCCGAUAAUGGCAUACGAUGACGCUUCACCCGCGGAGGACGUCCCGGACACGGUGAUGCCCAGGGGGGCUCCAUGCAUGUGCGGCAAGAAGUGCAGGGGUCGGAGUGGCACCGCUGUCUUCCUAGGAUUAUUCCUGCUGUCGCUCACUCUACACGCAGUCACCCUUGUCUGCUAUUUGGACCUGCGCUCCGAGGUGAAAAGGGAAAUUACCCACCAGAAGCGGGACUCUAUGGUGACACCCGCCGGGGUUGACCUGGCUGACCCGGUGGGGGUUCUGCCGCCCGGGCACCCGCGAGUGGACACCAGCCACAGCGAAGAGGAUCGAGAGGAGAGGUCACUCUACAGAAACGGCGACUUUCACGGCACAAAAGACGGCAGGGGAAGAACUCUGCGGGCAAAAAGGAGUCCUGGCAGGGAACUGGAAACAGAAUCAAACGGAAAGGAGAGGAGGAAAGACAAGAAAAAAGGGAGAAAAAGGCCUGUGCCAGGACCCCCUGGUCCCCCUGGUCCACCAGGGCCUCAGGGCCCGCCGGGCAUCCCAGGGAUCCCCGGUAUUCCAGGAAGCAAUGUUGUGGGGCCUACAGGACCUCCUGGACCCCCUGGACCACAGGGACCACCAGGCGCUCAAGGUCCGGCAGGGGUUCCUGAUAAGUCAAAGAAAUUCCAAGUAAGACCAGCAGUGGUCCACUUACAAGGACAAGAAACAACAAUCCAAGUGAGGGAAGAUCUGUCUCAAGGCGUCCUCAGGAACUGGAAGAUGGUGUCCAUCAAUAAAGACGUGUUCAGGAUGAAUCCUCGCACCGGAGAGCUGGUGGUGCUGCUGGACGGUGUCUACUUCAUAUAUAGUCAGGUAGAAGUGUACUACCUCAACUUCACUGACAUCGCCAGUUAUGACUUGAUGGUGGACUCCAGCCCGUUCCUACGCUGCACGUGCAGCAUCGAGACAGGACAGCGCAAGUUCAACACCUGCUACACGGCCGGGGUGAGCCUGCUGCGCUCGGGCCAGAAGAUCUCCAUACGCAUAGCCCACGAGUACACGCUAAUAAACAUGACCAACCACACCACCUUCCUGGGCAGCGUCAGGCUUGGAGAGGCUCCAUCUGCUGUACAGAACGGUUAACUGCACUCCCCGUAUGCUGUCUUCAUCUUUCCUAAUGUGGGAUUGAUGGGUUCCGUUCAAGCCCAAUGUGUGGAGGACAUUCGGGGAACCUUGGUGACUUUUGUCAACUUUCAAAUGUCUGCCUUAAAAUGGACUCUAAAGACUUUAAUGCUUCCUUUCCACAUGAUUCUGUGCAUAGAGAUAAGCCCUUUGGAAAAAGCUAUCCUCAUCAAACACAAGUUUCUAUUUAUAGUCACCUUCUAUGUGCAGCAUCUUUCUUUAUAACAAGGAAGGACACUGCUGACAGGUACUUAGUAAUUACAUACUUUUAAGUGCUGUUAAAUGAUGACAAAAACACUUGUAACAGUGCCUUGCAAAAAUAUUCAUGGUUCAUGACCCCUUAAAGCUGUUGACAUUUUGUCAUGUUACAACCACAACCAUCAAUAUAUUUCAUUAGGAUUUUACAUGAUAGACCAACAGAAAGGUUUUUUAAGUCAUUUUAAGUGGAUAGAAAAUGAUUCACGGUUUUUAACAUUUUUUACUAAUAAAAACCUGAAAAUUGUGUAAGGGGUAUGUCUCUAUUAGCUUUGCACACCUACAGUUACCAUCCUGGCUAAUUUGUCUUUGCAAAACACCUCAAGCUCACUCAGAUUGGAUGGAGAGCAUCUGUGAAUAUCAGUUUUCGAGUGUUGCCACAACUUCUCAAUUGGAUUUAGGUCUGGUCUUUGACUAGGCCAUUCUUGCAUUAGGCAUGAAUAUGCUUUAAUCGAAACCAUUCCACUGGAGCUCUGGCUGUAUGAUUGCGGUUGUCCUGCUGGAAGCUGGACCUCCUUCCCGGGCACAAGUCUUUUGCGGCCUCUAACAAGUUUUCUUUCAGGAUUGCCCUGUAUUUAGUUUCAUUACCUUCAACUCCAAACAGUCUCCCUGUCCCCACUGGAAAAAAAGCAAUCCCACAGCAUGAUGCUGCCAGUACCAUGGGUAUGUUCAGGUUGUUAGUUGUCUGCCAUGCAUAGUGUUUUAUAUGGGACUUCUUAAAAGCUAGAUGUGUUUAGUGCAGAACUAAUGUGGAUCUCUGCAGCUCCUCCAGAGUUAUCAUGGGCCUGUUUGCUCCUUUUCUGAUUAAUGCUUACCUUUACCGCCUGGUUAGUCUAGGUGGAUGGGAUGUCAUGGUGGGUUUGCAGUUGUGACAUGCUCUCUCUGUUUUCAGAUGAGGGAUUUAAAGUGCUCUGUGUGCUUUGGAUAUUGUUUUAUAACCUAACCCCACUUUGAACUUUAUCCCUGACCUGUCUGGUGUGUUCCAUGGUUUUAUGAGGCUGUUCUCUAACAGCCCUCUGAAGCUUUUACAGAAUAGCUGAGAACAAAUUAAACACAGGUGAACUUUAUUUACUAGUUAGCUGUGUUCUAAAGGCAGUUAGUUGCACUGGAUUUAAAUUACAAGUUUUAGAGAAGGGGGAGCUAAAUGCAUACACAACUUACAUUUUUCAGAUUUUAAUUAGUAAAAAAAUGGAAUACUUAAAGUUUGUGAUGGUUAUGUGGUAAAAUGUAAACAUGAUACUUUGGCAAGGUGCUGUUUUUGUCAUGAUUUAGUUCCUGUUUCUAUUAUUUAAGCCUUUUCAAUAAGUUGUGUAAGAAGGGGUUAAAAACUUCAUGAGGUGAAAGGAAGAAGGAAGGUAUUCAAAGAGCAACAGCACUAUAUAUAUAUGUUUGCGCACAUUUGCACUAUAGUAUCCCUGCAGAAUACCAGUGAUAUGUUUUCAAAGUGCUUUUGUUUAGUUACCUUAUGACUGAAUCCAUGUAGAGAAACAAGUUGUUAAUACACGCCUGUACAUAAUGUAUAUAAAAAUGGAAUAUACUUUUGUAAAUGGAGUUGAUUGACGGAUUAAAAUGUUUUCAUUUUCUGCCUAA